UCUUAAAAUCCGAUAUCAACCGGAAGGGAGAGAGGAAGAGGCGAACUGGCGAAGAGAGUGGCGAGUCUGCUACGGGACGGAGGAGAUCGCCGCCGGCUAUUUCGAAGACCUCGGCCGCCUUAUCUUCUGGAGUGCUUCACGUCAGAUUGUGAGAAACUUGUGUUGGAAAUACACUAGAUGAUCCUACCGGUAGGAAAGCUCUGAGGCAGUGUUAUCCACCAUCAUGAAGGUUGUGAUUUCUGUCAUUAAUUGUGUUACUAUUCCAUUUGAUUAUGGUCAUCCUGGCAUUGGUCUUGGGCACAAUAGCUUCCCUUCAUACAAGAUUGGGCACACAACAAAGUGGAGAAGGGUUGAUUCAAAGACACGGGCACUUCGAAUCUCAUUUGCACAUUCUUGCCUUGAAGUAAGAAGGGUCAACUAUCGGCCACCUGGGACACAACAGAAUCUCUUGGAUGAAGUUAGUUUUUCUCUUCCAGAGAAAAGCUUUGGUUUGAUAUUUGGACGAAGUGGAAGUGGAAAAACUACUCUCUUACAUCUUUUAGCUGGACUUUCAAAACCCACAUCUGGUUCCAUAACCAUUCAGAGAUAUGGAAACGAUGGUAAUCCAAGUCAAUCAUCAGAACCAUUAGCACCAGAAAGUGUUGGUAUGGUAUUUCAGUUUCCUGAGAGGUAUUUUUUGGCCAAUACUAUUCUCGAGGAAAUGACCUUUGGCUGGCCAAGGCAGAAGGCAGAUUUUGCGUUGAGAGAACGGCUCGCUUUAAAACUACAGUAUGCAAUUAACUCGGUUGGCUUGAAUAAUAUAUCUUUGGAUGAAGACCCUCAUUCUCUGAGUGGUGGCUAUAAGCGACGCCUUGCUUUAGCAAUUCAAUUAGUUCAAACCCCACAACUUUUGCUACUAGAUGAGCCACUUGCAGGUCUUGAUUGGAAAGCUCGUGCUGAUGUUGUGAAGUUGCUAAAGCAUUUAAAGAAGGAAUUGACCAUACUGGUUGUUAGCCAUGACCUAAGAGAACUUUCAUCUCUAGUGGAUAGAUCAUGGAGGAUGCAAAUGGGAGGAAUUCUCAAGGAAGAAGCCCUUCCUCUUUAACUCUCACUUUCAGUUAAGGUGAAUUUGCCACUUGUAUAUUGAAUAUGUUAUAUUACAAGUGAUUAGCAAUUUGUCACCAUAUAUUUUUUGUCUCGCUAUUUUUCCAGUGUAAUUCCCGCACAAGGGGCGAUAUUCCA
Molecule: messenger RNA, 1221 nt
Organism: Zingiber officinale
Lineage: Eukaryota; Viridiplantae; Streptophyta; Magnoliopsida; Zingiberales; Zingiberaceae
Product: ABC transporter I family member 11, chloroplastic-like
Exons: 12
Coding region: 224-1084 (286 amino acids)
Biological process (GO): transmembrane transport
Cellular component (GO): membrane; chloroplast envelope
Molecular function (GO): ATPase-coupled transmembrane transporter activity; ATP binding; ATP hydrolysis activity
Source: RefSeq, a predicted model, not a curated record